AUGGAGACUGGGCCGAGAGCCGCCCGAAAAGGCCGGAAACUGGGCUCCAGCCGGCGGCGGCAGAUACGGGAGCCCGCUGCGGGCCAGGAUGGCCCCGUGGCCCCAGAGCCCUGGUCCUCCCAGGCAGCGGAGGAGCUGCAGGGCUUCUUCCGGGCCUGUGGCGCCGCGGAGCGGGGCUUCGUCACCCGCGAGGACCUGGCGGUGGCCAAGUUCAGCUUCCUGGGCAGCGAGGAGGAGCCGGAGAUGAUCUUUGACUGGGUGGACGUGGAGCGGAAGGGACGCCUCCCCCUGGAAGAGUUCAGCUCUGGGCUGAAGAGUAUCUUUGGCUCCAGCCCGAGCACCCAGAGGGUCCGCGGAAGGAGGCCACUGUCGUCCAAGCGAGGAUCUGCGGCCACCAGCUUCCCCGUGCUGGAGGAGGCGGACGCGGAGGAGAAGGAGGCGUUUCUUGCCUUCAUGGAGCAGCUGGGGGGUGGCCACUCACUUCCUGAGCAGGAGAUCUGGCAGCUGUGGGGGAAGCUGAGGCAGGAGGAGCCCCAGCUGGCGGGCAACCUGGAGGGUUUCCUGGCGCAGAUGAGCAGCCGCCUGCAGGAGGCCCGGGCCGACAAGGAGUCUCUGGAGCUGACCCUGAGGAAGCGGGACUCUGACCACCACCGCGAGGUCCAGCAGCUGUACGAGGAGAUGGAGCAGCAGAUCGGCCGGCAGAAGCAGCAGCUGCAGGCCAAGAGUGACUCCCGGGACCUGGCCCGCAGCUCCCAGAUGCAGGCGGUCCUGGAGGCCAAGGAGCGCGAGGCGCAGCAGCUGGCGGAGGGCCAGAGGGAGCUGGAGGCCGAGCUCCAGCGCCUCAGCAGCGCACACCGGGAGGCCGGCUCCGAGAAGCUGCAGCUUCGGGAGGCCCAGCGGGACCUGGCUGAGCGGCUGCAGCAGGUGCAGGAGCAGCUGCAGAUGACCCGGGGGCACCUGAACUUCGCCAGGAGCCGCGUGUCCUGGCAGGUGGAGGAGCCGAGUGUGCCCAGAGCAGGUGAGGAGAAGGCUCCCGACCCUCAGGCAGUCUCCUCUGAGGAGGCGCCCCUGCCAGGACUGUUCGGGGACAAUGAUGACUGGGACCAGCUCCUGAGCAGCUUCAACAGCCCCUGGCACAGAACCCCACAGCUACUGUGGAGCCCGCCCGCCACCCCGACAUCCCCCUCUGCCCCCCAGACACCCCGAGUGGUCAGGCAGAUCUCCAUCUCAGAGCAGCACGAUCUGUUGUUUGGUCGGGAGCCAUCUUCAGAUCCCAAUGCGGCCCCAGGGAGCCCCCCUGGGGUGACUGCCAGGCCCGAGGAAGGGAGAGGAGCAGACCCAGGUGGGCAGGACCUCAGUGCAGAGCGGCCCGCGGAGCCUCGCAGCGUGCACCCUCAGGGAGAGCCCGGGCCGGGCCCUGAGGGCCACUUCUUUGGGGAGCCUCUUCUCCCCACAACUCCAGCUGGGGGGUCAGGCGGCCUGGGGGCAGCUGCACUCAAAGUGCUUGAUCCUCGGGGGGAUGGCCCCCCUCCCCAGGGGGCUUCUCCUGCUGCCCAGGCCCCAGCUGGGCCCAGCACACACUUCCAGACGUCAGACCCAGAUGAUAGGGACUCCUGGACGGGGCCUGUCCCAGCCAAGCCACCCAGGCACAGGGAGGCCCUCCACCAGGGCCCUCAUACUGCGGGCUCCGCCCCGGGACUGGAGCCCAGAGGGGCCAGAGGUCUGGGGGGUGUGGCUGAGGCUCCCCUGGCUGAGCCCUCAGAGGGCCUGGGGGGUGUGGCUGAGGCUCCCACAAAGGGAGUGCCGCAGGGUGAGCUGGGCCCGGAUGGGCUGGAGGGCCGAACUGGGGGGCUAAGGGAAGAUCCCGGCCAGGCCCAGCCCGGCGGGCUUCCUGCACUCCCACAGCAGAGUCUGGAGGAGGGGUCCCGGGAGGAGGAGAGGAAACAGGGGGGCCAAGGCCGACAAGGCCUCAGUUCAGAGCAGCUCGCUGAGGCUCGGGGCCUGAGGACGGGGCCCUCAGAACGCCCCCAGCGACGUUCCCCGCCCGCCCCUCUCCCACCUGACACAGCGCAGGCUCAGGCUGAGGCGGACGGCCCUGCUCCUGGAAGACCAUCCCCUCCAAGGGACUCUCCCCCUCGGGCGGCUCAGCCCGGGGGUGAGGCAGGGCCCCAGCCGCCCACGAACACCCUGCCCAUCAUGGAGGCUGUGCUCAAAGCCCAACCCAGGCCGCCACCCACAGCCGCUCAGGCGGAGGGAGAACAAGGCCCCCCACAACCCCGUGCGCCUCGGGCAGAGAACAGGCCUGAAGACCCAGGAACAGGCUCUGGGGAGGCUGGGCUGACCCCCACCCCAGGGGACCCCACGGGCAACGAGUCUCCAGCCGACCCCGAUCACAUCUUCCACAUCAUCUUCCUGGGAGACUCGAACGUGGGCAAAACAUCCUUCUUGCACCUGCUGCACCAGAACACCUUUGCCUCUGGGCUGACAGCCACUGUGGGAGUGGACUUUCGGGUCAAAAACCUGCUGGUGGACAACAAGUACUAUGCGCUGCAGCUCUGGGACACGGCUGGCCAGGAGAGGUACCACAGCGUGACGCGGCAGCUGCUCCGGAAGGCUGAUGGUGUGGUGCUCAUGUAUGACGUCACGUCCCCGGAGAGCUUUGCCCACGUGCGCUACUGGCUGGACUGUCUCCAGGACUCGGGGUCUGUUGGAGUGGUCGUUCUUCUCUUGGGAAACAAGAUGGACUGUGACGAGCAGCGGCAGGUGUCCACCGAGGCUGGGCAGCAACUGGCCCAGGAGCUGGGGCUCUCCUUCGGAGAAUGCAGCGCGGCCCUGGGUCACAACAUCCUGGAGCCCAUGGUGAGCCUGGCCAGGUCACUCAAGAGGCAGGAAGAUCUCCUGAAGGGCUCCCUGGUGGAGGUGGCCCCUGAGAGGCCCCGGAAGAAAGCUGGCUGCUGCUCCUGACCAGCUGGCCUGGCUCGGGGGACGGCCUCCCUUGGGUUCCCUGUCUCGCCCGCCUGGACAGCAACGCCGGAGGCCCCGCUCGGAAGAUCCGGAGAAUCCUCCCGGGUCAGGGCUCGGAUCCCAGGGCCGGGGCUGCGCUAACGCUGCCCUUCGCUCCCCGAAGAAGGACUUUGCUGAGCAAAUAACCCUUGGGGUGGGGGACUCCUUAAAGAAGGAAAAGUCUCGAGAAACAACUUAAGGGAAACACACCACAAUAUUAGCCACCCAUCUCUGGGCAGUGGAAUUACAGGGUGAAUGUGGGGGCGGUAUUUCCCUCUUAUACGCAUUUGUCUUUUUGGAUCUUCUGCGACGACUGGUGUUCCUAUAGAGCCAGAAAUAAAAAUGCAUGUU
Messenger RNA from Eptesicus fuscus (big brown bat), 3354 nucleotides. RefSeq names its product RAB44, member RAS oncogene family (gene RAB44). Bases 1 to 2964 code for a protein of 987 amino acids. Gene Ontology annotation, molecular function: GTPase activity; GTP binding. The transcript is spliced from 14 exons. The record is from RefSeq and is a predicted model, not a curated record. NCBI's taxonomy places the organism in Eukaryota, Metazoa, Chordata, Mammalia, Chiroptera, Vespertilionidae.